AUGGCCUAUUGCACCAACGAGAUCGUUCAUCAUGAGCAGGACCAGGCCAUGGCGGUCGACUUCCACGAGCCUGCGUCCACUAACGAGAGCGCUGUGUACGUAAAGAACGAGCCUCUUGCUUUGGGUCCCAACAUGGCCGCCAUACCCAUCAAGAAACCAGAUGAUAUGACGGUUACGCCUACCCAUAAGAACGUGCGUACUCCCCGUGGGCCGCAGUCCAGCAUGGGAGCAGCGACUCCCACUCAGAAGGAGUUCAUCGACAUGGAUGUCACGCCUACCCAGAAGAAUAUGCAGGCGCCUCCCGUUCAGUGGUCCAGCAGCCUGGAAGUUACGCCUACCCAAAAGAACAUGCGUGCCCUUCAAGUCCAGGACUCUAUCACGGGAGUAUCUACUCCUACGAGGUCCAGCAACAUGAUGUCUACGCCUACUAAGCAGAUGAUGACUGCCCCGUCGCACAGAAUGCAAUACACUAUGGCACCAUCCACACCUAUCAAGAAGGAGCCGGGUGGCAUGAUGCCUAGUACUGCCAUGAAGGAAAUGGCUCCCUCUGUCAUCGAAGACCAUAAGAUUGCAACUGCAGGUCCCUCGCAGAGACGCAACAGCAUCGUGCCUUCCCUCACCAUGCAGAACAUGCCUCCCCCGUCACUCAGGAUGCAGUACACCAUGCCAGCAUCGACAUCUGCCAACAAAGGGACCAACACCAUGGUGCCUAAGCGUACCCAGCCGAACAUGCCUGCCACUUCCGUCAAGCAGCCGAUCAUUCGAACGGCAACUCCUACCCAGCAAGGUGACAGCAGCAUCGCGCCCAUUCUGGACAUGUUUCCCCCUGUUUUGCACGAGUAUAACAUGGCAAAUGCAACUACCCAGAAUGGGCGCUGGGGGCCCACGCUUGCGCCUGCUCUGCAAACCAUGGCUCCCUCUGUUUUUCAUGGGUAUAACAUGGCAGCUGUAGCUUCCCAGCAGGCUCAUAACCAGUUUGCUCCUGUUGGCCAGCCGUCUGCCAUGGCCACCGCACCCACCCAGCAGGGGUACACUGGCAUGACGCCCACACCCAACAUGGAGACCAUCAACCCCGCGCUUCUCCAAGGGUAUAACAUGGUACAUGCAGCUCCGGAACAGGGGCUGAACAUCUUUCCCGCUGGUGUCCAGGGGUACACCACCUCGCUCGCCCAGUACGGCCAUACAAAGGCGAGGACACCCACCCUUACCUUUGACCAGGCAGUGGCGCGUGCAACCGCUAACUUUGACCGUAUGAUGCAGCCGACGUCUACCAAGUCGUUGCAUGCCAAGGACUACGACACGGAUGUCGACACGGCGGUCCGUCUGUAUUGCGAUUUGGUGACCAGGCGCAAUGACACCGCUACUAAUCCAACCCCUCGUAUCACCGGCGUCAUCACUGCCGUCAAGACGUCGCUGUUGGACAUGGUCAAGCUCUAUGAGUACAUGGAGCGCACCUUUGGAGGCGAUACUUGGCGGUUCGAGUACGAUACAACCAGAAAGUAUUACGAUAUCAUCGCCCCGCGCCACCUUACAAUUGAGGAGAUGAUGCGAAUGUUGAAGGAGGAAGAGAUGUCCAAGCUCAUUGGAUACCGCCAUAAGUAA
Phialemonium atrogriseum is the source of this 1602-nucleotide messenger RNA. RefSeq lists its product as uncharacterized. The record is from RefSeq and is a predicted model, not a curated record. NCBI's taxonomy places the organism in Eukaryota, Fungi, Ascomycota, Sordariomycetes, Cephalothecales, Cephalothecaceae. The transcript is spliced from 2 exons. The coding region runs from base 1 to 1602 and encodes 533 amino acids.